This is a messenger RNA of Mugil cephalus (flathead mullet), 2975 nucleotides long. Its product is annotated as flotillin-2-like. The record is from RefSeq and is a predicted model, not a curated record. The transcript is spliced from 11 exons. Lineage: Eukaryota; Metazoa; Chordata; Actinopteri; Mugiliformes; Mugilidae. Bases 166 to 1446 code for a protein of 426 amino acids. Gene Ontology annotation, cellular component: plasma membrane. Gene Ontology annotation, biological process: protein localization to plasma membrane; regulation of myoblast differentiation.
GGGGCCGUGUUGUUGUUGCCGUGGUGCUGGAUGAGGAGCCCGUCUAAUCAGUCCCGUCACUCUGGGAUUAAAUACCGGAUAACACCAGUCUCACCGUCUCCGUGAAGGACCCCGCUGCUUCCUUGUCUUUCAUUUGGUUCUUUUUUUUUCCUGUCCCGGCUCAACAUGGGGAACUGUUUGACUGUGGGGCCGAACGAGGCGUUGGUGGUCUCCGGCGGCUGCUGUGGCUCUGACAUGAAAACCUACAUCGUGGGAGGCUGGGCCUGGUCCUGGUGGCUCAUCACGGACGCCCAAAGGUUGAGCCUCGAGAUUAUGACUCUGCAGCCGCGGUGUGAGGAUGUGGAGACGGCGGAGGGCGUAGCCAUCACUGUGACGGGCGUGGCUCAGGUGAAAGUGAUGACGGAGAACGACCUCCUGGCUAUAGCCUGCGAGCAGUUUCUGGGGAAAUCCAUCAUGGAAAUCAAAUACGUGCUCCUGCAGACUUUGGAGGGACAUCUGCGCUCGAUUCUAGGUACGUUGACUGUGGAGCAGAUCUACCGGGACCGGGACCAGUUUGCUAAACUUGUGAGGGACGUGGCUGCUCCGGACGUGGGCAGGAUGGGCAUCGAGGUCCUGAGCUUCACCAUUAAGGACGUGUACGAUAAACUGGAUUACCUGAGCUCCCUGGGGAAAACCCAGAUUGCCGCCGUCCAGAGGGACGCAGACAUCGGUGUGGCCGAGGCCGAGAGGGAUGCUGGGAUACGGGAAGCAGAGUGCAAGAAGGAGAUGAUGGACGUCAAGUUCCUGGCCGACACCAAGAUGGCCGACUCCAAACGAGAGCUGGAGCUGCAGAAAGCUUCGUUCAACCAGGAGAUCAACACUAAGAAAGCGGAGGCUCAGCUGGCGUACGAGCUGCAGGCGGCCAAGGAGCAGCAGAAGAUCCGGCUGGAGGAGAUCGAGAUCCAAGUGGUGCAGAGGAAGAAAGAGAUCACCAUCGAGGAGAAGGAGAUUGACCGGACGGACAAAGAGCUCAUCGCCACAGUGAAGAGGCCGGCGGAGGCCGAGGCCUACCAGAUCCAGCAGCUCGCUGAGGGGCACAAGACGAAGGCGGUGCUCAUAGCUCAGGCUGAAGCAGAGAAGAUUAAGAAGAUCGGGGAGGCUGAAGCUUCCUCCAUCGAAGCCGUGGGGAAGGCGGAGGCCGAGAAGAUGAGGCUGAAGGCCGAAGCUUAUCAACAGUACGGAGACGCAGCCAAGACGGCGCUGGUCCUCGAGUCCCUGCCCAAGAUCGCUUCCAAGGUGGCGGCGCCUUUAGCCAGGACCAACGAGAUCGUGAUCCUGAGCGGGGAGGGCGGCCGCGUGACGGGCGAAGUGAACCGUCUCCUGGCCGAACUUCCUGUGUCUGUCAACGCUCUGACCGGAGUGGACUUGACGAAGAUCCCGUUGCUGCAGAACAUGACCUGCUCUUAAACCAGAAAAACCCCAAGAUCCCACGUGACUCAGCCUCUGUCGUAUGCACUCUCAUAGACUGCCUUUAAUACACUUGAAGAUAUUCGGUUGUUUUAUACGUCUACUCUGUAAAACCAAGAAAAAUAUGAAAAACCUCUGGUGCCUUACUUUAUACAGGACCAGAUCUGCAUGCACUGCUGCUCAUUCAUUUUUAUUCAUGUGUUUUUUUUUUUUUAGUUUCAACAUGAGAGUAUCUGUUUUGUGUUCUAAUUUAUUUGUCCGUGUUAUUUAAAUUGUAUUUAUUGGCCCCGUUUGUAUCAAGCAGACUCCUCUUUAUUUAUUUGUUUAUACACUGGGCCCUGCUUUUUCAUACAACGAGCCCCCGCGGUCGCUAUUUGCAUUUUCUUCAUUUAUAUACCUCGUUCCUGUGAGACACAUCUGCAUCUCCAGAUAAUCUGAAUCUUUUUUUUGUGUUGUACAUGCAUUAUUAUUAUUAUUAUGAUUUUUAUUUUUCAUGUAACAAAGGUGCUCAAGAUCUUAACAGAAGCUCCUUUCAUUAAAUCUGUGUCUCUCCACCGACUGGUGAUAUCAUGCAUGAGAACGUUUAUUUUUAUUUAUUUAUUUAUUUAUUUAUAUAAAGACAGGAAAACGGGUAGAAACUUCUGACCGUGUGCUGACGUGAUUAACUCGUAACGUGGUUCUCGAUGCGUAGUGUGAGGUUUUAAAUGUAUAAAAUGUCGCUUUGGCCUCGAUGGUGAGUAAAGACAUGGUUUGUUGUUAAAAUUAGAGAAAAAAAUCACAGAGGAAAUGUGAAAAUAAUCGGCUUAGAGUUGUACGGAGUAAGGUCCAAAACGGCGACGCCAAAUAGAAUAGUCUUAGGUUUCAGUGGAUCAGGAGGUUUUAACAGGGACCUCGAUGCUUCAUGUCAUGCUACUAUUAUCUGUAGAAGCUAAGCCAUGUUCAAGACAGUGUCAACAAACCAAACUUUUAGGAGAAACUCUUUCUGUUUGUUUGUUUCUGCACUGACUCGGUUUUAAAUCAGAUGUACAGUGAAGUUUUAGUUUGAUCUAUUUCAACUGUGAUACUAACGUGGUUUGUAACUGACACGGUUCUUUGGUUUUAAUCCACCACUGCUGCAUUUUUAUUUCAUAUAUAUAUAUAAAAACACCAGGGGACAGGUUCAGAUUAUUAUUAUUAUUAUUAUAUAACAGGUCAUCCACAUGUUUCCUUUUAAUACUGUACAGAGCUUCACUCACCUCCAAUAAAGAACCUGAACGGGCCGAACGGUGAAGUUCAGUCUGAGCGUCGUCUCUGCAGCAGAUGAAACGUAGUAGGUUUGUGUCACGGCUGAGGAAACAGGCAGGAUUUAGAAAAGACUGUUAUUGUUGCUCUUGGUGUUUUCUGUGUGUUAGUCACUCAUCCUGGUUUUUCUCUGUGCACACGUGUGUUUAAUGGCCAUGAGUUCCUGUAUGCUCUUGCUGCAUGUCAUCCACCUGUACGCUCACUCUUAACUAAAUGUCAUUCUAAUAAAUCAAAACUGUUCUAAUUAA